GCUAAAUGGAAUUGUCAACGAACGUGAAAACGCAUGGCUGUCCCUACUGAUUUGCCGUAGUCAUUCAUAUCACGGAAGUUAUUUUGAAAUUGAUAAAUAGCUAGUUGGCUAGAAGGAAUAACAUUUAUUGUGAAUUAUUCCACCUGUCAAGACGAUGCAGGGCCGGCAGAUAAAACAAUGUGGCCUUUCCUCACUGACUCUUUUGGCCACAUUUCUCCAUUGUAACUGUUUGCCACACAGUACUGGUGGAAAGCCAUUUCCAGAGACCGCUAAAGAAAUUGCCAGCUAUGCAAAGGUAGCCAAGAGCAUCAUAGACUUGGCUGUGUAUGGCAAAGCCCAGAACCGCUCCUAUGAGAGACUGGCAGACUUCACAGAUACAAUAGGGAACCGUGUCAGUGGCUCUAAGAACCUGGACCUGGCUAUCAAGUAUAUGUUCAGUGCCCUGAGGAAGGAUGGGCUGGAGAACGUACAUCUAGAACCAGUGAAGAUCCCACACUGGGUCAGGGGAGAGGAGAGCGCCGUGAUGCUACAGCCCCGGAACCACACCAUGGCCAUCCUUGGACUGGGCAGCAGUGUGGCUACACCCCAAGGAGGCAUUGAAGCAGAGGUGCUGGUGGUGGAGUCUUUUGAGGAGCUGAAAAAAAGGCAGAAGGAAGCCAUUGGGAAGAUCGUGGUGUAUAACCAGCCCUUUGUCAGCUAUGGGGAGACUGUGCAGUACAGGGAGUUUGGGGCAUCCAAGGCAGCUGAAGUAGGAGCUGUGGCUACUCUCAUCCGCUCCAUCACACCCUUCUCCAUCAACAGUCCUCACACAGGCUGGCAGGACUACCAGGAGGGAGUGCAGAAGAUCCCUACCGCCUGUAUCACAGUGGAAGACGCCAUGAUGAUGGCCAGGAUGGCUAAGCGAGGCCAGAGGAUUGUGGUCCGACUCACCAUGAACGCCCAGACCUUCCCUGAUGCUGACUCCUUCAACACUGUGGCUGAGAUCAUCGGCAGCGAGCACCCAGAACAGGUGGUGCUGCUCAGUGGUCAUCUGGACAGCUGGGAUGUGGGCCAGGGGGCCAUGGAUGAUGGUGGUGGAGCGCUCAUCUCCUGGGAGGCCUUGUCUCUGCUUAAAGACCUGGGUCUGCGUCCCAGAAGAACCCUCCGGACAGUGCUGUGGUCUGCAGAGGAGCAGGGAGGGGUUGGAGCGCAACAGUACUUCCAGCUUCACAAGGUGAACAUCUCUAACUUUAACCUAGUGAUGGAGUCUGACCAGGGUACCUUCACCCCCCUGGGGCUGCAGUUCACAGGCUCAGUCCAGGCCCGGGCUGUCAUGGCUGAGGUGAUGAAGCUACUGAAGCCCAUCAACACCACCACCCUGGAGGAACACGGAGAGGGAAUUGAUAUAGAGAUGUGGAUGGAUGCCGGCGUGCCAG
Oncorhynchus tshawytscha (Chinook salmon) is the source of this 1415-nucleotide messenger RNA. RefSeq names its product carboxypeptidase Q-like. The record is from RefSeq and is a predicted model, not a curated record. NCBI's taxonomy places the organism in Eukaryota, Metazoa, Chordata, Actinopteri, Salmoniformes, Salmonidae. Gene Ontology annotation, molecular function: metallodipeptidase activity. Gene Ontology annotation, biological process: proteolysis; peptide catabolic process.